UUCUAUGAUACAUCUCCAAGUUCUCAGAUGAAGUUUGAAACGAACAGAUGGGUAGAUAGUGGACUUUGAAAUACUCAUUCGUGUAUGGCCUUUUUCCUUGCCCACCAGGUAGCCCAUAAAGUUACUGCUAGUCUCACGAACGCUUCGUCGAGUGCCAACUGGGCCACAUUGACGUGGGAGCUGGUGCUUCAAGCAGAAUAUCCUGCAGCCAGAGGUCCAAACCUUGUUGGCAUAGGGCUACAUGGGCUGAUUUAUGUUCCAGUUUCUUUCUUUUUGGUUUGUUUUUGUUUUCAAUAUUGUUCUUAAUUUCACUUUCACAUUUAUUAAAAAGUUAUUCUCUGUUAUAUUUGUGUUCAAUUUUUUUCGUGUGCACAAAUGACUCCUUUCAAAUACAUGAAUAUCUCUGUUAUAUAUAAUGGAUGCGCAUUUCAUGGUAAGGGUUUAUACUAAAGUACUUUAUUUAUUUAAAUUUGCAAUAUGUGAAUAUUUGUUCUUAUUUAAAUUGAUGUUGACAUAUUUUGGAGACCUGAUAAAUAAAAUAGUUGUGAGAUAUAAAAAAAUACGAGUUAAUGGUCGUGCUAGUAGGUGGCCCAUGUUGGAGCUCUUGAGGCGUUUUUACCCUAGAUCUUCGCUAUAGGCGACGAAUGAAGGGCCUUUUUCCUGCCGAAACUGCAAGGGACCCUCCCCCCGCAUCAAAUGUUCAAAAAAAAUUUAUCUUACUUAUAGAGAAAAAAUGAAACACAAUAUUAUUAGAGACUGUCAAUCCGUGAUGGCAUAGAGCAGAGACCGCAUAUAUCUGAAAUAAAACAGUGAUGCAAAUGCAAUCAUCAUUGUCGUGUGAAAAAACCACUACCGUCGUGUAGACAUCAGAUAGUGAUAAAAAAAAUAGCAUUGCUCAGGACUCUGCUAGCUUCAGGGACUAUAAAAACAUACCCCCCCCCAUGGGUUCCCUCUCAGACGAUAACUGCAUGUGCGAUGCUGACUCAUAAUGGAGUUGCGUGUGUCAUAUUAAAUCAACCGACUGAACUUGGAUCGAAGACCAACUGACCUGCUGGCUGCGAGUCUUUUAUUAAACAGCUGUGAUCUACGAUCUGUUGGCAGAUUUAACCUCUGAACUCGCUGCUUGGUCCGGUCUUCGGCGCAGUACAGUUCGCUUGUUUUGUCUCUGACGAUGAUGCUUCGCUGUUCCCAGUGAGAUCCACGCUAAUUACGGGUUAGUUCACUCACUACCGAUAUACUACUAUUGCAACUUGCCAGUAGCUCACCGAGUAGCUUUUAUCUAUGCCAGCCCUCCCACACUGCUGCUUCACUAGUCACAUCAAGUCUACUACGGCAGUAAGAAAGCUGAAACUCCAACAAUGGCAGGUGCAGCGCCGGCCGAUGAAGAUGGAUCGCCGAAGAAGACGAAGCAGGGCGGCUUCAAGACAAUGCCCUUCAUACUAGCGAACGAGGUCUGCGACAGGUUCGCGACGGCCGGCUUCAACGCCAACAUGAUCACCUACCUCACGCAGCAGCUGCACCUGCCGCUGGUGGAGGCCUCCAACCUGCUCACCAACUUCAUGGGCACAGCGGCCUUCACCCCGGUCUUCGGCGCCAUCAUUGCCGACUCCUACGCCGGCCGCUUCUGGACCAUCGCCGCUGGCGGCGCCCUGUACCAGCUCGGCAUGCUCGGCCUCGUCGUGUCCGCGCUCGCAACAGCCCUCCGCCCCCCGCCGUGCGUCGCCGCUGCCCUGUCGACGCCCGCGUGCCAGCGCGCGAACGGUGGGCAGCUCGCCGUGCUUUACCUGUCGCUGCUCUUCACCGCGCUCGGGUCCGGCGGCAUCCGGCCGUGCGUGGUGGCGUUCGGCGCGGACCAGUUCGGCGUGGGAGGGAGGCGGCCCGGAGGCGAGCAGAAGUGGAGCUUCUUUAACUUCUACUUCUUCACCAUGGGGCUCGCCGUGCUGCUGGCGCUGACGGUGGUGGUGUACAUCCAGGAGAACGUUGGGUGGGGUUGGGGGUUCGGCAUCCCCGCCAUCGCCAUGUUCGUUUCCGUGCUGUCGUUCGUGGUCGGCUACCCGCUCUACGUCAGGGUGAAGCCCGGGGGAAGUCCCUUCGUGAGGCUGGUUCAGGUCGUGGCCGCGGCGAUCAAGAAGAGGAAGGAGGCCAUGCCGGAGGACGCCGGCAUGCUGUACCAGAACAAGGAGCUGGACGCUCCCAUCGCCGCCGACGGGAGGCUGCUCCACACCAACCAGCUCAGGUUCUUGGAUCGAGCGGCAAUAGUGACGACGACCGAUGCUGUUGACUCCGGCGACGAGCCGGACCUGUGGCGGCUGGCGACGGUGCACCGCGUGGAGGAGCUCAAGUCCAUCGUGCGCAUGCUGCCGCUGUGGGCGGCCAGCAUCACGCUCAUCGCCGCCGCCUCGCACAACUUCACCUUCGCCAUCCAGCAGUCGCGCACCAUGGACCGCCGCCUCACGCCGCGGUUCGAGAUCCCGCCGGCCAGCAUGAUCAUCUUCACCACGCUCACCAUGCUCGUCAGCCUCUCCCUCUACGACCGCGUCUUCGUCCCGCUCGCGCGCCGCUACACCAGCCGGCAGGCGGGGAUCUCCUACUUCCAGCGCAUGGGCGCCGGGCUGGCGGUCUCCGUCCUCGGCGUCCUCGCGGGGGCGCUCGUCGAGGGCAAGCGGCGCAGGGCCGCGGCGGAGCACGGGCUCCUGGACAGCCCCGGCACCACCGUGCCGAUCAGCGUGUUCUGGCUGGUGCCGCAGUACGCGCUCCACGGGGUGAGCGACGCGCUCUCCACGGUGGCGCACAUGGAGUUCCUGUACGACCAGUCGCCGGAGAGCAUGCGCAGCUCCUCGGCGGCGCUGUUCUGGGUCGCCGGCUCGCUCGGGAACUACCUGGGAACGCUGCUCGUCACGGUGGUGCAGAGCGCGAGCGGAGGGGAGUGGCUGCAGGACAACAUCAACCGGGGCAGGCUCGAUUACUACUACUGGCUCGUGACCUUGCUCAUGGCGCUCAACCUUGCGUAUUACAUCGCCUGCUUCCAUUUUUACACCCUGAAGUCCUUCGACGUGGAGGGGAACGGGGCGCAACGGCGGCAAGAUGACGGUGAGGGGCAAAGUCGGAGUGCGGAGCGGGAGACUGAGCUCGAUGCUGGCCGCAUUGGAGCUUCGAAAAAUUGUGCGUAGGAUCAUUUAUAACGGUGUAAGCUCAGCUCAGGGAGCGGUUAACAUCACUAUAUCAGUGUAUCUUUGAACUACCGAACUUGUAUUGAUGUAACAGAAUUAAAAGGGGGAAAUUAAGAUGCAUCAUUGUUCUUUCUUUUUGCUGCAAUUACUCGGUUGUUCGAUUUCUUUUUCUGAAAAUCCUAGCCAUCUAAAAUUGCGCAGUGCGCAGCCUAGGAUUGCACUUUUUGAAGGAGCACAAUUUUUACUGAAAUUUGAAUGCAUUUUUUAAGUUCAUGCUUUCUUUUUCAGAAAGGGGAAUACCCGACCUCUGCAUCACAUGAUACACCCCACCAUAUUAUUAAAAAUGAAAUAAGUUCAAGUCACCGAGUACUCGACAAUAAAACAACGGAAUUGCUAAUUCUCAUACGACUGAGACUUAACGAACAGUCUCAGUCGAUGUUAUAUUUGUUAGAUCUUACGUGGGAUCCGUGUAAAAUUUUCUUUUAAAUUUUUUCUUUCUUCUUUUUUAUACGUUCUGUUACUUGACCGGGACUUCAUUAAGUCUCAAUCAACUAAAAUCUGGCCACGCCAUAAUUUUUUUUUGGAAAACACGACCACAAGCAGUCGAAGCCGAGAUUACAUAACUCAUCCACAUAAUCUACGAGUAGCUCAUCAGCCAAACUGGUCGAACAAAUCUGUGCAACCGUUUUUAGCCGGCUGCACCCAUAGGCCAUAAGCGUUCACGCACACGAUGCGCAGUGGAGAAUCUAGAACGCAAAUGCAGGACAGGCUCAACUACAAGGAUAAUAAUUUUUUGGGUGUCGAAAGCCAUUUUAUGUGCUGCAUCUAACUACUAGUGUGUUGAUCAUUGGUGGUGUUUUUUUGUGUGGCAGAUUUUGAGGGUAGGCUAGAGCCUGUUGAAGCCUGCUGAGUAGAAUCACCCCUGGCUGCAGUGAUGACCACAUACGCAUAAAAACCAUAGCUUUGUAAAUAAACUGUAAGAAAUUAGGAUAAGAUGAUCUGUCAAAGAUGUAAUUAUUCCAACAAUUUCAUAUUGCCCAAAGAAUGGUUCAAACUCCCACACGGAUUUGGCCCUUCAGCUUAUGAUGAAAACCACCUAACCAGUUUCCAAACAAAUUUGAAA
Molecule: messenger RNA, 4293 nt
Organism: Aegilops tauschii subsp. strangulata
Lineage: Eukaryota; Viridiplantae; Streptophyta; Magnoliopsida; Poales; Poaceae
Product: protein NRT1/ PTR FAMILY 3.1
Biological process (GO): transmembrane transport
Cellular component (GO): membrane
Molecular function (GO): transmembrane transporter activity
Source: RefSeq, a predicted model, not a curated record